CAAUGGUUAUGUUUUAACUGUUUUUUAAAUAAUUAAAAUGGAAAUUGCUUAAAAAGUAAAAACUAAUUUAGUUUUUUACAGAAUAUGUAAAUGCAGUAUUUAUUUGAUGAAGUUUGAGAGCGCCGUUUUUUGAAUAGAACAAUAUAUGAAUUAAAGCGAUUUAAUAAAUACAAGAUCUCUGAAAAAAAAGGGGAGAAGUAAAAUAUAAUAGAAAUAAACAUUGCCGUUGCAACGCAUUAUGCUUAGAGUCUACUUAAAAAAAUAUAAAGUCAUGAUACUAUCUAGUAUUUUAUUUUUUUAUCUAGGUUGUGGUAUUACUUUAAAUUUUAUACGAAUAGAUUGUGCAUCAGCUGCUAUGCAAAAAGCAGAUACAAUAAAAAUUACUCAGAAAUUUGAUAACAUCGAGUAUCCCAUUCUAAUAAUCAGCAGUCCAGAAAAUGAAGCUAAAAGGGAUGCCAUUCGUGCAACGUGGGCAAAUUUUGCACAUAAUAUUUUUGAGGAAAAUGGAGUUAGAUUAUACAAAUGGAAUCAUUCAUGGAUUGGAAGCCAACAUCAACAUAAUUUUAUUAAAUUGUUUUUUUCAAUUGGUGUUCGUAACUUAAAUUUGGUAAAAUUGGAAAAACUAAAAUUGGAAAAUAGCAGAACUAAUGACUUGUUGCUCUUAGACAGUUUUGAAGAUGGUUAUAAAAAUUUAGCAGUUAAAGUUAUUUAUUCUCUUCACUGGUUGUAUAAUCAUUUAAGUGAAAUGAAGUAUCUUAUUAAGGGUGAUGAUGAUUCCUUUCUUAGAAUAGAUCUUAUUAUAAAAGAUUUAGAGGCAUUUGCACCAAACAUGAAUGAACCUGAAAUCCAAAAAUAUGUUACUAAAAAAAAAGAACUUUUAAAAUACAAAGGAUUGUAUUGGGGUUAUUUUGAUGGCCGUGCUAGGGUAUACUUGACUGGAAAAUGGGAAGAAAGAGACUGGUUUCUAUGUGACACUUAUUUGCCAUAUGCUCUUGGAGGUGGUUAUGUAAUUUCAAAAAGCAUUGUAAAAUAUGUUGCAGAUAAUGCUGAGAUAUUAAGUCAUUAUAACUCUGAAGAUGUCUCAAUGGGAGUGUGGACAGCAGCACUAGAUGGCAUCAAUAGAGUUCAUGACAUAAGGUUUGAUACACAGUGGAAAUCUCGAGGUUGCGAAAAUAACAUGCUUGUACGUCACAAGCAGACGCCCACUGACAUGUUUCAGAUGUACAGAACAUUAGUCCAUUCCCAUGGAGAAAAGUUGUGCAAGACUGAGAAUGCUUUGCGGAAAUACUACUUCUAUGAUUGGAAUGUCCUUCCCACCAUGUGCUGUAAAUAGUAACUUUGGUACCUAACUAAGUUUUAAACUAUAUUUUCCUAGUCAUUUUACUUAUACCUCUUUUAUAUGGAUUGUUUAUUCAAUUUGAAAUAUUAAAGGACAAUAAAACACUUGUAUAAACAAA
Messenger RNA from Colias croceus (clouded yellow), 1457 nucleotides. It is a transcript of the gene beta3GalTII, whose product is annotated as beta-1,3-galactosyltransferase 6. NCBI's taxonomy places the organism in Eukaryota, Metazoa, Arthropoda, Insecta, Lepidoptera, Pieridae. Gene Ontology annotation, biological process: glycosaminoglycan biosynthetic process. Gene Ontology annotation, cellular component: membrane. The coding region runs from base 239 to 1333 and encodes 364 amino acids. The transcript is spliced from 3 exons. The record is from RefSeq and is a predicted model, not a curated record. Gene Ontology annotation, molecular function: UDP-galactosyltransferase activity.